This is a messenger RNA of Striga asiatica, 1973 nucleotides long. The record is from the annotation of a GenBank genome assembly. Lineage: Eukaryota; Viridiplantae; Streptophyta; Magnoliopsida; Lamiales; Orobanchaceae.
UCGCAAGAGGCUGCGAAAAUCCAGAAUCCCAAUCACAUGUCAAACUCCCCAGCCGAAGAAGAACAAGGAUUUGCCUGCCACCCUUCCGCCCCUCCUCACGAGUCGUUCGAUGUAUCAACCACAGUUGAUCCCAGUUACGUUAUAUCUUUGAUAAGGAAACUUGUUCCCAAAACUGGGACACCUGCAAGCGAAAGAGAAGCUGAGGCUGAAAACUAUGGUGAUCAAACUAAAUGUGUAUCGGCUCUAGAAAGGACAUGGGAAGAGUGUGGAUGUGUUCUAUGGGAUCUUGCUGCUACUGGAGAUCAUGCCCAAUUUAUGGUUCAAAAUCUUAUCCUCGAUGUUCUUCUGGCUAAUCUUGUGGUUCCUCAAUCAUCACGCAUUACGGAAAUUAGUCUUGGAAUAAUAGGAAAUCUUGCCUGCCAUGAAAUAUCGUGUAAACAAAUAGCUUUGACAAAUGGAUUGGUUCAAGUGAUUGUGGAGCAGUUGCUUCUAGAUGAUGUACCUUGUCUCUGUGAAGCGUGCAGGGUGUUAACAUUGUGUCUUCAAGGCAGCGAAGGUGCUAUUUGGGCAGAAGUGUUGCUGGCUGAGCAGACCCUUUCUCGUAUUUUCUGGAUUGCUGAAAAUGCUCUGAAUUCACAGCUGCUUGAAAAAAUUGUAGGUUUACUCUUGGCUGUUUUAGAAAGUCAACAGAAAGUGGCAGCUAUUCUUAUUCCAUCUAUGUUGGGAUUGGGCCUUUCUAGUCUUCUGAUCAAACUUUUGGCUUUUGAAAUGACCAAGCUAAAAGAGGAGCGGGUGCCAGAUAGGUAUGCUGUACUGGAUUUGAUCCUUCGUGCAAUUGAAGCUUUGUCCACUAUGGAUGAGUAUUCCCAAGAAAUUUGUCUGAAUAAAGAGCUUUUGCAACUAAUAAGAGAUCUAAUUGAACUUCCUGAUAAAUUUGAGGUAGCCAGCUCUUGUGUAACAGCAGCAGUGCUGAUAGCUAAUAUUCUUACUGAUGCAGCUGAUUUAGUAUCUGAGUUAGCACAAGAUUUGAAUUUCCUGCAGAGUUUAUUUGGCGUGUUCCCAUUUGCUUCUGACGAUACAGAGGCACAGAAUGCCAUUUGGAGCACCAUUGCAAGAUUAUUAUUGUUCUUUGAGGAAAGUGAGAUGAGCCCAUCAAUCUUACGCUCUCUUGUCUCAAUUCUUGCCAGCAAAUUUGAUCUCAUAGAGGAUGAACUUCUUUUCCGCCCUUUGGAUGGUGGAGAAAAGAAGAGUGUUGAGACCUCUAGCACGAAAAUAAAUGCUAGACGUAUUGCUAUGAAAAGAAUUUCGAAUAUUUUGACUCGAUGGAAAUCUGCGGAUGAUAGCGUAAAGAUCACUCCUCGCAUGGAAGACUGCUAUGUCAGUGAAGAAGAAGUUGAUAAAUUGUUGAAUUUACUGCAGUAAAGCCUCCAGAUCAAAUGCAGGUGGAUCAUCUUAUUUGGCCUGAGCCGAUUUUAGAUAUGCUGCUCAAGUUGAUAUUACCAGCUCACAAAAUACGAAAUAUCUCGAGUCUGAUGAAGCAAGGGUUAGCCAUUUUAGUCAACCUGUGGCAAAAAUCUUUUUUUGUGUUAUGCGAUGAGAUUCGGCCUGGAUUUUCAUAAGCCAACAACUGAAGCAUUUGAGGUGCUUGUAAUCUGGAAAUUCAAGACUUGGAUGGUCAACUAAGUAGCUGUCACGUGUAGUGUAUGCACCACUUGAUUUAAAGAUAUCGGCCUGAAAAACUACUGGCGAGAGGUCAGUUUGGUUAGAACGGUCAGGAAAGAAAUUGGAGAAAUCUUAAUUUCUACACAAGCUUGGAGAUGAAUGGCAACAUUAGAAAAUUUAAUUUUAACUAAAGGGUAAAAACAUUAUGUUAGCAUAAAGGCUAUACUUAUCAACUAUGCCAAACAUGUUAAAUAUGCCUUCUUUUAUCAACAAGAUAUAACUUAACUUUCUUUUUUUUAAUGAGAAAUAAU